Saccostrea echinata is the source of this 4346-nucleotide messenger RNA. RefSeq names its product transient receptor potential cation channel subfamily V member 5-like. Gene Ontology annotation, biological process: calcium ion import across plasma membrane. Gene Ontology annotation, molecular function: protein binding; calcium channel activity. Gene Ontology annotation, cellular component: membrane. Bases 27 to 2420 code for a protein of 797 amino acids. The transcript has 17 exons. NCBI's taxonomy places the organism in Eukaryota, Metazoa, Mollusca, Bivalvia, Ostreida, Ostreidae. The record is from RefSeq and is a predicted model, not a curated record.
UCGAAUACGUUAACAUUUACUGAAAAAUGGGGAAUAAGGUUAGUACGGUCGGGGAUGAUGUGAAACGCCAGGGAGAGGGUUCGGGUGUUGACAGUCGGGCAGCCGAUGUUUAUAAAAUGGUGGACUUGAAAGGAGGCGGAGAUUUGGUAGAGAUGACAAAAAGAGCUCGCUGGACCAAAAAUUUCAAAGAAUUAGAUGACACAAUACAAGAAAAAGUAAAACCAUUUUUAUAUGACGGUGGACGUGGAAAGAAAAUCCCAAUUACAGAAAUAAUAGAUCGGAGAAACAAGGCCCGGUCAAGUGCUAUUAAGUCUUCAUCAAAGGAUAAACAGAAAAAGGCACAUGAAGCAUUAUUGGACGUGAAGUUUCAGGAUAGUGAAGGCAAUUAUCUCCAUAAUAAACCAGAUCGGAAGUUCCGUGAUUGUUGCUGGGACAUUGAUCAGAGAGGCUCAGUAGGGGAGACAAUCCUCCACCUGUGUCUCCUGAAUGCCACUGCCAUACACGCUGAUCUGGCCAAGCGGUUAAUCCAGGCAUUUCCUAAAAUGAUCAACGACAUCUAUCUCGCUGAUGAAUAUUUUGGGGAGAGCAUCCUACACAUAGCUAUUGUGAACGAAGAUCCAGCUAUGGUGAAGUUCCUUUUGGACAAUGGAGCAGAUGUCCAGGAGAGAGCGUGUGGGAAUUUCUUCUGUCCAGAUGAUCAGAAAAGUUCACGUAUGGACAGCUAUGACCAUGAAUGGGUGGAUGUGACUGAGAAAACAAAUUAUGAAGGACAUGUAUACUUUGGAGAGUUUCCCCUGUCAUUUGCGGCCUGUCUUGGACAGGAGGAGUGUGUUAGACUGCUCAUUGCCAAGGGAGCUAACCCAAAUGUACAGGACACUAACGGAAACACAGUGAUGCAUAUGUUAGUGAUCCAUGAUAGAAAGGAAAGUGAAUUUGAUGGAGAGUAUGCUUCUAAAAAGGACAUGUUUAAUCUGUUGCUGGACCUGGGAGCCAGACUGGACAUCAAGAACCGGCAGGGUCUUACACCACUGACACUGGCCGCUACACUGACCAGAAAAGAGAUGUAUGAGCACAUUUUGGAGAAGAUUCGUCAGGUGUGCUGGAUCUAUGGAAAUGUGACGUGUGCUGGUUAUCCUCUGAAAGACAUUGACACAAUCUCCGAGACCGGUGACAUCAACAGAAACUCUGCCUUAAACUUAGUUGUCUAUGGGACAGAGGAUGGCCAUCUGGACAUGAUGGAUGGACUUAUUGUUGAACUUCUGAAAGACAAGUGGAAAACUUUUGUUGGACACAGGUUUUAUAGAAGAUUUGCCAUCUUCUUUCUUUACUUCAUCCUCUUCAUGUUUGCGUUUAUCCUACGUCCCGGGAGCGACUUAUGUCCCACUAAGAUUGCCAGUAACGAUAACACGACUGUAACUCAGACAAGCGAGGUGACCUCAGAAAGUGAUGGCUGUUAUCUCAUCAAAGCCUGUCGUACAGAGGAUAAAGUGAGGUUUGCACUGGAGAUCUUGGUGUUAAUUGGAGCAUUGUGGUACAUCUUUAUUGCUAUGAAGGAGAUCUAUCACCAAGGUUUCAGGGUCUUCUUCACCACUCUUAAAGGGGCCCCUGCCAAGGCAAUGUUUCUGCUGUCAGACAUUUUGGUGGUUUUGAUGCUGCCAGGCCGAGCUCUCUGUCAACAUGAGUAUGAGGACAUUAUAGCUGUGUUUGCCAUUCUGUUCACAGCUCCCUACUUUCUCUUCUUCUGCAGAGGCUUUAAGAUUGUGGGUCCUUUUGUUGUGAUGAUUUACAAAAUGAUUGCUGGAGAUUUACUUAGAUGGAUCAUCAUCUACCUGGUCUUCAUCAUUGGUUUCUCUCAAGCUUUUUAUAUUGCAUUUGUUAAUGGUACCUGUGACCCCAAUUCAGACCCCUGCGUUUUCUUGAGCCCCAUUGAGUCAAUCAUUGGGAUGUUUGCUAUGAAUGUUGGAGAGUUUGAGGACAUUUACGGCACUUUUGAUUCCUCUGAAUAUCCCACCGUGGUCAAAAUAAUCUUCAUGAUCUAUAUGAUCAUGGUGACUCUGCUAUUGGUUAACAUGUUAAUUGCUAUGAUGGGAAAUACAUAUCAGCUGAUUAACGAGACACAGAAGGAAUGGUUCAGACAGUGGGCUAAAAUUGUUUUGGUGGUGGAGCAGAGUGUAACAACAGAAAUCAGACGAACCCAGCGACAGAAGUAUUCUCAGCCGAGCGCUGAUGGGGACAGAAUGUUCAUCGUCAGGUGGCAUCAAACUCAAAAGGAGCAGGAAGAGAUGGCACGCCAGAAGGAAGAGAUUUACCAAAAGCAGAGGAAGGCUGCUGCAGAAAAGAGGAAGAACAUCUUCCGUAAAAUGUCCACACCAAAAGUGAUAGACACUAGAGAGGCGGAGGAAGGUCAUAUCAAUAUGUAAAGGGGUGGCAAUCUUAACUAUAGGAGGAUGUCAUAACAAAGGGACAUUAUUUACCAUGAGGUGAAUGUCCGAUGGAACGGACAGUAUGAAGUGGAUGUCCAGUGGAACGGACAGUAAAAACUGUGUAUGAAUUGUACGUUCCGACUUAAGGGGGCCGACUGGGGUUUUCAUUGCGCAAUACUUCGCGCAGCAUAGUAAAAUAAAGCGUAUUUGCUCUUUUAAAGCAACUAUUUUUACAUAAUUUACAAAAAUUAACAAAUUUAGGAAAACUAAGGUUAAAAAAUCUAAUUACGUUUUUAAAUAACUGAUUUUUUAAACGAUUUUUGAAAUGAUGGGUAGAUAGACGUCGUAACAGCGUGUUUCUGACGUUAUGAUAACUGAAGUUCUUUAAGCGGGGUCAUUAAUUAUGUCAUAAAAUAAAAAGUAUAAAAUAGAUGCUCUUGAAAUUUUAAACACAGGAAAUUGAGAAUCUCACAAUAAUUUUUAUUUUUUUUUUAUGUAAAUCUGUGGUAUCUGUCAUGUUUUGUUGUACUCCAUUAAAACAGGAAAAUAUCACGAUUUUAGACAUUUUGAGAAGCCCCCUCUGGAAACCAGAUGGUAGAAUUUUGUGUUUCUUGCGAAAAAUGUACAAUAUAGUAUUAUCCAUCAAAUAAUAUAAUUUGAGCAAAAAGUCUAUAGUAGCAUUUGUAUAAUUUGCUCCAAAGUGCGAAAAAAUGGUAUUUCCCUAUAUAACCCUAUAGUAAAUGUACCUGUAUUUUGAGAUGGUCCCUAAAAAAUAACCAGACGGUAGAUGUUCACUAAACUUGGCAUAUAUACUGAAGUCAAUGUAAGGUAUAUAUUGUAUAAAAUUAAAGAGUUUCUCUAUAGUAGUUUUCACACAAUAAAACCCCAGUCGGCUCCCUUAAGAUUUUAUUUUUCCUGUGAAAAACGAAUGUGUGCUCUAGUUUUGGUACAAAAAUCAAUUUAUAUUUCCCCAUUUCUAGUCAAUUAUUUUUUGAAAAAGUUUUUUGCAAUAAUCUAUGAUUAUUGCUUUUGGAUGAAUAUUAUGUGCCUUUAAAUGCCGUUGUCUUAAGGUCACCUGGGUCAUUCACUCCGUUUGCCCUCAGGAUAUGGUGAAGCAGGCAAGCUGUUUACAUGGUUAUAAAAAGCAGUAAGCCCCUUAGCAAAAUUGUGAAAAUCAUUGAUAUCUCCUCUGGGCUCAGGAUUUAAGCUUCAGGGAAAGGCUAAGUUGUUUAUAAAUUGCAAAUACAUUAAUUCCCCUUUAAAAGAUCUUGUUUUAUUUCACAAUGUACCUUUAAAACUCUUAUGUAUUACUGGAUCUUCAGCAGCCAAACUAUAUGGCAAUGCAUGAUGGAAGUAAGCUUCGAGUACUUGACUUAAUUGUGAAUUAAUCCCCAGGGUCCAGGCCCAUCAGAGGGAAGGGGACUAAAUUGACCAUUUAUUUAAAAGGCAUUCUGUUUUUUCCCUUCACUCCUGAGCAUCAAGGAGCCAAGCUUUAUACAAUUUGAUGUGAACAUUGUCCUUAAAAACUAUAAAUAUUGUAUGUGUCCUAAUUUCUUGUCCUCUGGAUUGCCUGAGAAAACUCAUGAUACUCAGGUGACAUUAAGGCUUAUGGACUUAUGUUUUACAGACUGUCCAUCCAUGCUACACAUACAUGUAAUUAUUACCAUUAUUACCAAUUAUUUUGUUUGCCAUUUCCAUUCUCUAUGAAACUUUUUUAGUAUCAAAAAUCAACCAGUCUGCUUUCUUUUUCUUAAUCAGUAAAAAAAAAAAUUCAGUUAUAUUUUUUGUAUGUAUAUGACAACCAUACAUUUUUUUUAUGAUUUAUAUUUUUUCACAUACUUUUUGUUUACUUAACACUGAAAACUUUUAUUUUAUAAUUUUAUGGAUACUGCAUUGCAUACUGUCCAUGUUUUAUGCUGUGAU